AAGUGCGUCAGAUCAGCCAAAAUGCUUCCACGAAUAAUUCCAUCGGUUCUGUCUGUGGUAUUACUUUUUUCGUUUUUAUUUUUUGUAACGGCAGUCUUACUUCAAUUUAUUCGAAUCGAUUCACCAGAUCUUGAAAAUGAAGAAGUAUUUCAUUCGGCACCUUAUGAUAUAUUCAUUUAUUCUGCAUUUUAUUAUAAUAAAUCAAAAAGUCUCGGAGAUUCUUCAAUGGUUAUUCUGAUGACUGCUGAUUUUGAAGUUUUGGAAAAAGUUAAAAAUCUUGAACUUUUGGGCAUAAAUGACACGAGUCGAGCUAUGACAUCUGCUGAAUUGGAAAGAGUAACAAUCCAUGAUGCGUGUAAAUGGAUUGCAAUGACUGCAACUGCAAAAAUAGUUCUAAAUCCGUCGCUUUUAUUGGUUUCUUUAGGUGGAAAUCAUGCGCCGAUUCCAUUCGAAGUUGUUUCUUCGGAACCUAAACCUGUUGUAAUGUGCAUUUCUCCACUCUUCGCUGCUGAAAAUUGGCACAAUCUUCUUGUUUCUCUUCAUGUAUAUAAAAUAUUCGGUGCUCACAUGCAUCUGUAUAUUCGGAGCAUUGUUUCCCCAAUGCUCGAAAUUUUGAGAGUUUACGAGCAAGAGGGAUAUGCAACUUUGAAGCCAUGGAAUAGGAUAAACCUCUUAAAUCGAGAUGAACAAGAUUUUAAUCCAAAUUUAAAUGUUGAGUUUAGAAGUCAAGCUGCUGCACAGACGGAUUGUCUUUUGAGAUAUAAGGAAUCUUCUGAAUUCGUAGCAUUUGUAGAUCUAGAUGAUCUAAUUAUUCCUCGUGUAGCUGACAAUUAUGCCAGCGAGUUUCGAUACCUAGCUUCUGAACACCCAACAGUUGCAUAUUUCACGUAUUCAAAAGAAAAUACAAGAAUAAAAGCAUAUAAACGAGCAAAUGUUUUUUCGAUUGAACAUGUUCUUCGAAAUAUAAAACAUGAACAACAAACCGAAACUGGAAAAAUGAUUGCAAUCCCCUCAAAAAUCAACAAUACGUGGAUUCAUUGGCCACAGAAAAAUCUGAAAAAAUUGGCCGUGAAGCCUGAAUUCAAUUCUAUAACCCAUCUGAAACAUAUUGAAUUGCUAGACGGAUUGAAAUCCAAAAAUGAAGAGGAACCCAAAUACAAUCCAUCAACUGGUCUAGACAAUGACAAACCAUUGAUAUCUAAUAAGAACAUCAAGAUGAUUGAAAAGGACUUUAACAGAAUGAGCUGGAAGUCAUCAGUCAGACGACAUCUACGUAAUCUUCCUAUCAACAUGACAUACUCAAAAUUAAUCAGUGAUUGUUAUAAACAAUCAUAUUAUGCUUUCCACUCUGCAAAUGAAAAUCACGGGAUGUUGUGUCCGGGUCCAGAAAGAUGCGAUAUUUCAAACCACAAGACACGUUGUUGGAUUAGUGUUGGAGAAUAUCAUUCAACGAGAGAUGGAAAACUAAUUAAUGUUCAUUUUGCAGAAAAUGCUGAUUUUGCAUUGAAUGAUGGUUGUCAAGUUUAAGAAAGAUACUUGUUUAUAAAUUUGUUC
Molecule: messenger RNA, 1554 nt
Organism: Caenorhabditis elegans
Lineage: Eukaryota; Metazoa; Nematoda; Chromadorea; Rhabditida; Rhabditidae
Gene: BAH-4
Product: Glycosyltransferase family 92 protein F13G3.3
Exons: 9
Coding region: 22-1527 (501 amino acids)
Cellular component (GO): membrane
Source: RefSeq, marked reviewed